CAGCUAGAGAAUAGAGAUAGCGAGAUCAAUUAAAACGAGAAAUUAAUGGAAGAGGAGAUGUUUCGUAUCCGCUCUAUAUCCGAGCGAAACUGAAGCAGCGACGGCAGAUCGAUCGAUCGAUCGUCCGAGGAGGUUUUAAUUAACGAGUCGAGUUCUUCCCUUCUCCACAUCUCAAUCGAUCCAACGCCUUGGAGUUGCAGCUUGUAUGUGUCGAGGAUUUCAAUCCGGGUAAUGCCUUCUAUCCUUAGCUCGAUCGGAAGCCAUAGGAUAAUGAGAGUUUGAUUUCGUCCAUUGAAUCGCUUUUGUUUUUUUUUGAGCAAAAAAAGAGGGAGAAUUUCUUUCUUUCUUUGUUUCUUUCACCAUUGCCAUCCGUCUAGUUCGAUUCCUUGCUGAAAUUCCCAAAAUUUUAUCCAUUCCCUAACUUUUUUGCUUUGUUUUGAUCCCUUACCUUCUUUUGUGUUCUUCCGUGUCGUUUGUUUGGGUUGUUUGGCGAGCUGUAAAUCUUAUGGAGAAAUCAGUGAGGAAAGGAUAACCUUCUUUGGUUCUCUUAGAUCUCUAUUUCCUUUAUGAUAAACUAGGGAAAGAGAGAAGGAAAAAAUUCAUCUCCAAGCUUACUGUUACUUGAGGACUUAAGGAUUAUUGAGGGAUUUUCUAUUUUUGUUUCUAAAAAAGCAAUCUUGGUGCGCCCUUUUUCGUGAUAAUGGUGUCCAAGUCUUACUCCAAUCUGCUGGAGCUGGCUUCCGGCGAGUCGCCUUCCCUUGGACGGAUCAGCCGCGGCAUCCCGCGGGUGGUGACGGCUCCCGGCAUAGUUCCGGACCUUGAUGAUUCCGAGGAUGACGCCUCUAAUGCGUCGUCCGAGCGGUCGUCCCUUUCACCUAGGGACCGAACGAUCAUAGUUGCCAAUCAGCUUCCUAUCCGUGUCCAACGACAUCCGGAGGGUCGCACUUGGACAUUCUCUUUGGACCAAGACUCUCUUCUCCUCCAGCUCAAGGAUAGCAUAGGUGAGCAUGCCGAUAUGGAACUUAUAUAUGUAGGCUGCCUCCGUGAGGAAAUUCCUGUAGCGGAGCAAGAUGAGGUUUCCCAGACACUUCUAGAGUCCUUCCGAUGUGUACCUGUGUUCCUUCCUGCAGACCUCCGCUCACGGUUUUAUCAUGGCUUCUGUAAGCAGCAGCUGUGGCCUCUCUUCCAUUACAUGCUACCUCUGUCCCCUGAUCUUGGUGGCCGAUUCGACCGGAACUUAUGGCAAGCUUAUGUAUCAGUUAACAAGAUCUUUGCCGACAUGAUUCUUGAGGUGAUCAAUCCAGAUGAUGACUUUGUCUGGGUUCAUGAUUACCACCUCAUGGUCCUUCCCACUUUCCUCAGGAAGCGCUUCAAUCGAGUCAAGCUUGGCUUUUUCUUGCACAGCCCCUUUCCCUCUUCUGAGAUCUACAAAACAUUGCCAGUAAGAGAGGAGCUUCUUCGUGCGCUACUGAAUUCUGACCUAAUUGGUUUCCAUACAUUCGACUAUGCCCGCCAUUUUUUGUCCUGUUGCAGUAGAAUGCUUGGUCUUAGUUAUGAAUCCAAGAGAGGGUACAUCGGGCUAGAAUACUAUGGUCGCACUGUCAGCAUAAAGAUACUGCCUGUUGGAAUCUAUAUGGGCCAGCUGGGUUUGGUUUUAAGCCGUUCAGAGACAGAGGCUAAGGUUGCAGAGCUCAUUAAGCAGUUCUGUGAUAGAGGUCGAGUAAUGCUGCUUGGAGUUGAUGACAUGGAUAUAUUCAAGGGAAUCAGCUUAAAGCUUUUGGCUUUUGAGCAGCUCCUCAUGCAACAUCCAGAAUGGCGAGGAAGGGUUGUUUUAGUCCAGAUUGCAAAUCCAGCCAGGGGACGAGGGAAGGAUGUGAAAGAAGUACAGGCCGAGAGCUAUGCAAUGGUGAAGCGGAUUAAUGAAGCUUUUGGACUACCUGAUUACAAGCCUGUAAUACUAAUUGAUAAACCACUGCAGUUUUAUGAAAGGAUGGCCUACUAUGUGGUGGCGGAGUGUUGUUUGGUGACUGCAGUUAGGGAUGGAAUGAAUCUCAUCCCUUAUGAAUACAUUAUAGCCCGGCAUGGGAAUGAUAAUUUGGAUAGGGUUUUAGGUUUGAGCCCCUCCACCCCGAAGAAGAGCAUGCUUGUUGUAUCUGAAUUCAUUGGCUGUUCUCCUUCCCUUAGUGGGGCAAUUAGGGUGAAUCCAUGGAACAUUGAUGCUGUGGCUGAUGCAAUGGACUCUGCACUUGAAAUGGCUGAAGCAGAGAAACAUUUAAGACAUGAGAAGCACUAUAAAUAUGUGAGCUCACAUGAUGUUGGCUAUUGGGCGAAGAGUUUUUUGCAGGAUUUGGAGAGAACUUGCAAAGAGCAUAGUAGAAGGAGGUCUUGGGGAAUAGGGUUUGGUUUGAAGUUCAGAGUUGUGGCUCUGGACCUCAAUUUCAGAAAGCUCUCUAUGGAGCAUAUUGUCUCUGCGUACAGGAGAACCAAUACACGAGCCAUCAUUUUUGAUUAUGAUGGCACUUUGAUGCCACAGGCAUCCAUUGAUAAGGGCCCAAGUGCUAAGUCUAUUGAAAUUUUGAACAGCUUGUGCCGUGAUAAAAACAACUUGGUGUUUCUAGUGAGCGCAAGAAGCAGAAGCACCUUGAGUGAUUGGUUUUCUCCUUGUGAGAAUCUGGGAAUUGCAGCUGAGCAUGGAUACUUCUUCAGGCUGAAGAGAGAUGCGGAAUGGGAGACUUGUGUGGCAGUUGCAGAUCGCAGCUGGAAGCAAAUUGCUGAACCUGUGAUGAAGCUAUACACUGAAACAACAGAUGGUUCAACUAUCGAUAACAAGGAAACUGCACUUGUUUGGUGUUACGAGGAUGCUGAUCCAGAUUUCGGAUCUUGCCAGGCUAAGGAACUUCUAGAUCACCUUGAGAGUGUGCUCACCAAUGAACCGGUCUCUGUGAAAAGUGGUUCAAACAACGUCGAAGUUAAACCACAGGGUGUAAGCAAGGGCCUAGUGGCACAACGACUCCUCUCAACCAUGAAAGAGAGAGAUUUGUUGCCAGACUUCAUCCUCUGCAUAGGUGAUGACCACUCCGAUGAGGACAUGUUUGAAGUGAUCACAAGUGCUGUGUCUAGCUCCUCGCUCUCUCCUACAGCCGAAGUAUUUGCAUGCACAGUCGGCCGGAAACCAAGUAAAGCCAAGUAUUACCUUGAUGACACGGCUGAGAUCGUUCGGCUGAUGCAGGGACUGGCUUCCGUCUCAGAACAAAUGCUAGGGGGUUCGGUUCAAGUGUAAUGCCGCUCUUUUCCUCUAGUCAAAAAUAUAGCUAGUUGUUUUCUUUCUCCACGGGCCUUUUUUGUUGUAACCUUGUUAGCAUAGUGUAACCAUAGCCCCCUUGUUACUUCCUUGAUUAGGCUGUGUAUAUUUAAGUUCUUUUCAUGAGUGGCUGUUUGAUUCAGAUCACAAUAGCAUUUACAUGUAGCUCACUUUUCCAUUGCCAGAUCUUGCUAACCACUUUCUACUUUA
Messenger RNA from Zingiber officinale, 3511 nucleotides. Its product is annotated as alpha,alpha-trehalose-phosphate synthase [UDP-forming] 6-like. Gene Ontology annotation, cellular component: cytosol. Gene Ontology annotation, molecular function: catalytic activity. Gene Ontology annotation, biological process: trehalose biosynthetic process. Bases 701 to 3280 code for a protein of 859 amino acids. The transcript is spliced from 3 exons. NCBI's taxonomy places the organism in Eukaryota, Viridiplantae, Streptophyta, Magnoliopsida, Zingiberales, Zingiberaceae. The record is from RefSeq and is a predicted model, not a curated record.